AUGGCUGAAGAUAGUUCCCCAGUCCAGCCGCAACUCACACCAGUCGGGGAGAAGUCGCUACCGGCAAAAUGCAGGGCGGACAUGAUCACAUACUGUCCCACGAUGGACCUCAUUGCCCUGGUUACAGAAGAUGACGAAUUACGCGUUUUCCGACUAAACGGUCAGAAGGUUUUUGGGGGUUCGUUCAAGGGAGACCCGUAUUUAGAUGAGGAUGAUGGGAGCGGGGAGAUACGAGCGUUGCGGUGGAAGAAUAAUGGCCACCUCCUAGCUGUCGCGUGCGCAGAUUCCACUAUCCGAGUCAUAAGCGCGUAUAGCGGGAAAACGGUCCAUCACUACUCUGCUUACAGCCCGCCGGGCGAACCCCAGCCAAACCUCAAAGUCACCUGCUUGGGCUGGGGAGUGAAUUUUACUGAUAGCAAGGUCGCACAGCGGCAGCUGCAUGAAGCUGCGGGGCAACUCUCUAUCGAGGAUUUGCUGUCGUUGGAUGCACAGCCGUCGAAGGCUGCAGCCUUGCUCAAGGCUGAUUUACCGAAGGAGCUGGCCUUGCUUGAUGUUGAGAGUUCACUGCCGAGGCUGAGCACGUUGCCUUCUACGGGGAGCGACGACGAUGUGUUUAGUUCGCGGGCAUCCAUUGACGCGAUUUUUCACUCUUCGAAUAAGAAUACGAGCGAUGCGGUAGAUGUCCUACUGGUCGGGUUUGAAGACGGGACUGUCCAUUUGCGAAUUUUUGAUUGUUUUGAGAUUGGCUCAGCUAUGUUUUCAUACUCCGAGCCAUGUAACAUCCUUCAGCAUGCAUCCCAUCCACUAAGCUCGACGCAUGCAAUUGUUGCGUCCACUGGAAAUGACUUGCGUCUGCUCACGCUUGAUUUGCGGUUCAUUACGCGUUCUGGCCGGUACCUCUCGCUUCUUGCGCAUAAGACAACGCAGCUUCAGAAUUUGCUCCGGUAUAUCUGCCAGGUACAGAGGCAAAUUGAACUGGAGUGGAAGAAUGCACAGGAAUUACCGGCAAGGUAUAUGCGUAGUGUCAAUCAGGAUCUGGAAGAAAAGUGUCACUGUGAUUUUGUUACAGCAGCAUAUCAUCUGGUCGUGACGGGCGAUUGCUUUGAACCUCUUCGAGAAUUCCUUGUUGAUAUUGUUGGAGAAAGAGGCCAUAAGAGAUGGGAGAAAGCUGUGUCGGGAGGCUACGAGAUUGUCAGGCGGUUGACACAUGAAUGCCUUCUUCCCGCCCUAGAGCGGUGCGAGGUUCUCCUGAGCCGGCUCAUAGGACUCUCGAAAUUCCAAAAAUUAAGUGAAGUUCUUGGAUUAGAGACCUCGGACUUGAAUGCUAUUGUCGAGACACUUGAUUGCCUUAAUCUCCUCGCCCAUCACAUCAUCAUCAAUACGAACGAAGAACUAGCCCAAUUCCAUUCGUUUUCUCGCUGGCUUCGUCAUCAAAUCGACUUGCUUAGUGCAGAGCCCAUGUCACAAACGCUGGAAGAACUCAUGGAGAAAACAGACUUGGUGGAGUACCCGUUGACGCUGAAGUACAUUCGAGGUGCCUUGACAAAGAGCUCGCUACGGAACUUCGUCCAGCAGCUACCUAUGAUGGGAUUUGCAAGACCUCCUGCCACUUCUGACGAUAAGUGGGCUCCAACCAAGGGAGAUAAUAGGUCAUUCUAUGAUAUGUUUAAAAAAUUGCUGGAUCAGCAGAACCAGGCAACCAAGGAUGCGGAGCCGGUGGAAAUUCCCAAGAUCAACAACUUGACCACACGCCUCGGAUUACAGUUUGAGAAGGUCUUUAGUCAAAUUGCGGUCACUCAAAGGAGAGGUAUUCUUCAUAGAUCACCACUUGUUUUACACGAGCGUUGCGAUAAGACGGUUUUUGACUCUACGAUGCGCUACGAGGCGAUUGGGAGGCGGGAGAAUCUAUGUGUGAUAUACGUUGCUUCACGAUUGACGCCAAAAAAGCACACAGCCUACAUAUAUCGAGUGGUUCUUGAUUCGGAGAACGGCGUCAGUUCUACCCGAGAAGCUCAUGUCGGAGCGAUCAACUUGAAAGAAGGGAUUAUCCGGCAGGUGCAAUUCGUUGACGACAAGUUGAUGGUUCUGUGGUCAAACAAUGGAGGAUCCGCAUUCCUUCUUCAACUCCCGUUCGAACCAGCAGUACAAAUAAUUGGAGACCCUAAUCCUCCUUUCUCAAUCAGGUAUCACGACGUGCACCACCAAGAACCCAAAGGUACAACAGACGUGGACAUCUCAUUUCCUGAACCCCACUUUGCCGAACUUGUUAGACACCGGUUUUCGCCUAAGGCUCGACCGGUCAGGAUCGAUGUGAAUGGACGACAGGGCCGUCGGGCGAUCUGUGUGUUAUAUGCCGGAGGGCUACGGUAUGAAGUAUUAGAUUUGGAUGCUGAGAUGGGGGAUGAAGAUGAGGAAGGGGAAGAAUAA
Aspergillus puulaauensis is the source of this 2427-nucleotide messenger RNA. Its product is annotated as putative anaphase-promoting complex component Cut20/Apc4. Gene Ontology annotation, molecular function: protein binding. Lineage: Eukaryota; Fungi; Ascomycota; Eurotiomycetes; Eurotiales; Aspergillaceae. Gene Ontology annotation, biological process: anaphase-promoting complex-dependent catabolic process; protein K11-linked ubiquitination; positive regulation of mitotic metaphase/anaphase transition. The coding region runs from base 1 to 2427 and encodes 808 amino acids. Gene Ontology annotation, cellular component: anaphase-promoting complex; nuclear periphery. The record is from RefSeq and is a predicted model, not a curated record. The transcript has 5 exons.